AGCCUGCCUUCGUUUACCCACGUCCCCCUGGAGCGGAUGUCUGGUUGGGGAACUACAGUUUAUCCUGUAGAACUAUGGCCAAAUCUCCAUGAAUGCUUUGCUAAUUUCCAGCACUUUACUCCCGGGACCUACAUACGGGGCUGGAAUUUAUUCCAAAUGCGUCCGAAGAAAUGACCUUUUAAACCGUUUUUAAAAUAUCUUUUUAAAAAAUUCCUGAAAACAGGAUUUGAUAGGCUUAAAAACAUGACAGGUAAGAACUUUCUCUCUUUCUAGUCCCAGACCGCCCGUCGCAGGAACGGCGGGAGGAGAGCCCGGGGACCCGUGUGCCCUUCGAGGCUUGCAGGCGCUCGGCCCGCGGCUGCUUUCGGGAGAGGCACAGCCCUUGCUUCUGGACCACGGGGCCGGCGCCUGGGGAAGCUGCUGGGGCGCGCGGGGAGGCGGCGCUGCGCUCCACCUGCCCUGCCCUGCCCUGCCCCGGACGCAGCCUGGGGGCGAGGCGUCGAGGGACCAACCCAAUUCAAUAUUCGGAAUUUUAAUAAACCAAGGAAUGGGAUUUUAAUUAUUCAAAAACCUGGCUCCUCUGGACCAGAUGCUGUUGGGAUGGUCCUGGUCACACAGUAUUAAAGAGACCUAUCUCUAAGAGGACGGGGGGAAAAAAGCGUCCUAGACAUCCGCUGCAAUUUACGAAUGAACCAGACUUGGUAGCACAGGGCAUUGAUUGCUGGUGCCCAACCGGACGGACCCUCCUCCCCUCUCUCCCCAUUCCUCCCCCCACCCACCCGAGGCAGCCUCCUGCGGCGGCGGCCGGGACCUCGCGUCCCCGCAUCGUGGCCGGGGCUGCAUUUUUCAUGAGCCCGGGGUGAACAGGUGCGAAGUGCGGUGGGAGCCUCCGGCCAGCGGCCGGGCGCGGGGAACAUGGAGAGCGAGCGCGACAUGUACCGCCAGUUCCAGGACUGGUGCCUCAGGACUUACGGGGACUCAGGCAAGACCAAGACGGUGACCCGUAAAAAAUACGAGCGGAUCGUCCAGCUCCUCAAUGGCUCCGAGUCGAGCUCCACGGACAACGCCAAAUUUAAAUUCUGGGUCAAAUCGAAGGGCUUCCAGCUGGGCCAGCCGGACGAGGUCCGCGGGGGAGGCGGCGGCGCCAAGCAAGUGCUCUACGUGCCUGUCAAGACCACGGAUGGCGUAGGGGUAGAUGAGAAGCUGUCUUUACGGCGGGUAGCUGUAGUCGAAGAUUUCUUUGAUAUUAUCUAUUCGAUGCAUGUGGAAACAGGGCCAAAUGGAGAACAAAUUCGGAAACAUGCUGGACAAAAGAGAACUUACAAAGCAAUUUCAGAGAGCUAUGCCUUCCUACCACGAGAAGCGGUGACACGAUUUCUAAUGAGCUGCUCAGAGUGCCAGAAAAGAAUGCAUUUAAACCCAGAUGGAACAGAUCAUAAAGAUAAUGGAAAACCUCCCACUUUGGUGACCAGCAUGAUUGACUACAACAUGCCAAUUACCAUGGCCUAUAUGAAGCACAUGAAACUGCAGCUGCUAAACUCACAGCAAGAUGAGGAUGAAAGUUCAAUAGAAAGUGAUGAAUUUGAUAUGAGUGAUUCAACACGGAUGUCAGCUGUGAACUCUGAUCUUAGCUCCAAUCUUGAGGAAAGAAUGCCAAGUCCUCAGACUCUUCAUGGCCAGCAAGAUGAUGAUUCUGCUGCGGAGAGUUUUAAUGGCAAUGAGACUCUGGGGCACAGUUCAAUUGCUUCAGGGGGAACACAGAGCAGGGAGAUGGGAGACUCCAACAGUGAUGGCAAAACUGGGCUGGAGCAGGAGGAACAGCCACUGAACCUGAGUGACAGUCCCCUGUCUGCACAGUUGACUUCGGAAUACAGAAUAGAUGACCAGAGCAGUAAUGGAAAAAACAAAUAUAAGAAUCUUCUAAUUUCGGACCUCAAGAUGGAACGAGAGGCGAGAGAAAAUGGAAGCAAGUCUCCGGCGCAUAGUUACUCAAGCUAUGAUUCUGGCAAAAAUGAGAGCGUAGAACGAGGCGCUGAGGACCUGUCACUAAACAGGGGAGAUGAGGAUGAAGAUGACCACGACGACCACGACGAUUCAGAGAAAGUGAACGAGACAGACGGCGUUGAAGCUGAGCGGCUGAAAGCUUUUAAUAUGUUUGUCAGGCUGUUUGUAGAUGAAAACUUGGACCGAAUGGUCCCAAUCUCUAAGCAGCCCAAAGAAAAGAUCCAGGCUAUCAUUGACUCAUGCAGGCGACAAUUCCCUGAGUAUCAAGAGCGUGCCAGAAAACGUAUACGUACUUACCUCAAGUCCUGCAGGCGGAUGAAAAGAAGUGGUUUUGAGAUGUCUCGACCUAUUCCUUCUCACCUUACUUCAGCAGUUGCAGAGAGUAUCUUGGCUUCAGCCUGUGAGAGUGAGAGUAGAAAUGCUGCCAAGAGGAUGCGUCUGGAGAGACAACAGGAUGACUCUGCUCCAGCUGACAGACAGUGUAAGCCAGAGGCGGCCCAGGCCACUUACUCCACAUCAGCUGUUCCCGGCUCGCAGGAGGUGUUGUACAUCAACGGCAAUGGGACCUACAGUUACCAUAGUUACAGAGGGCUAGGAGGAGGACUGCUAAAUCUGAAUGAUGCUUCCAGUAGUGGACCCACUGAUCUCAGCAUGAAGAGGCAGUUGGCGACCAGCUCAGGAUCCUCCAGCAGUUCAAACUCCAGACCCCAGCUGAGUCCAACUGAAAUCAAUGCUGUGAGACAGCUUGUUGCAGGAUAUCGAGAAUCAGCUGCAUUUUUAUUGCGUUCUGCAGAUGAACUGGAAAAUCUCAUUUUACAACAGAACUGAGUCAAAUGACAACCACAUUCACUGAGGUCUAAAUUUGCAGUUUCCACUAAUGACAUUUUGAUUUCCCAGCAGAGAUACUUCUGGUCUUACUACAAAGUCUCUUAAGAGAAAUACUUCCAUUAUGCCACAUUGUCCUUGAUCCAUAAAGUGAUGUGUUAAGGUGCUUCAAAGGAACUCUGACCUCUGAAGUACUCGAGAUACUUUAAUGUGUCCAGCCUAUUGCUUUUUGUUUUAGUGUGUCAGCAUAAAUAUCAGGAGGAAAAAGGCUGUAUAUUCUUAACUCAAGGAUAAAAAAAGAAGCUUGUGGUAUAAAAGAUAGUUCAAGAUCCAACUGAAAUAUUAGUGGAAUUUGCUACUGACUCAUUGGACUGAAAGCUGAAGUCUCUGGCAAAAAAAAAAAAAAAAAGCCAAAUUUCUUGUUGCUACCAGGAUAUAACAACAAUGAAAAGGAUCUUGUAUUUUAAAAAAUGUAAUUUUUAUAAAAAGAAAACUUGUUUUUCAUUCAAAAUUGUCAUUUUUACUUUGGUAACUUUUUCAUAGGUCCUAAAAGAAAACUGUUUUGAAAAUCUACUGUAAGUACCUUUUCCACAUCCCUUUGCCUUCUCCUCUUUCCAAAUUCUUUCUACAAAAACAACACUUGAUGCUGGAAAAAACCCUUGCCUACGUUCUUUAAAUCGUCACAUCAGGAACUACUUCCAAGAGAAGCCUGCAUUUCUGCACCCAUGCUGAUCUCAAAAACCCCAUUCACCAUUGCAGCUUUACUGUAACAGUUUUCAUCACAGAAUUUUUUAAUAUUAAAAAGACAUAUCAUUGGAAAAAAAAUCACAUUUUGGUUUCUUAGAGCUGCUUUCUGCAGGCAUCUGUCUAGCAGCAACUGGAUGUAAAUGACUGAAUGUUAAGAGGUUGCAAGUGACAAUCUGAAAAUUUGCACUCUUGUGUGUACUUUACUUUUCAUUUCUUUCAGAAAGUUUCAAAAAAGACGCUUAUAUCUCCUGAUAUGAUUUGUAUAAUGUUCAGUUCUAGCUAAAAAUAAUGUAAAAAACUCUCAGCAGAUGCAGCUGCAACAUACAUUGAACUGUUUUCCUCCCAUUUCCCAUACUUUGCCCUUCUUAUUUUAUAGUGUUGGAUACAUGAGUGGUGUUUUCUUUGUGCACUGAGGCAAGCCUAUUUUUAAAAUAUUUAGGGAGAAGUACUUUAGUUCAUGCUCCUUGUACAACUUUUUUUCUGUUGUUUAGCUUUUGUUGGAUUACCAAUUCUUUGUGCAUUCUUGAAUUUGCCUUAUUUUAUGUAAAAUUUAUGUCAUUCAGUUUUUGACAAUGAGUUUAAGGCAUCAGUGAUAUUUCUUAUCUACUUGUUACAUAUAGUUUUUAAGUAAUGACUGUGAUUGUGACCAAGUAAUGUGCACUUUUUCUUGUAACUGUGGACAUUGCUAUGCUUUUUUCUUCUAGUGUUUCUAGAAUUACUGUUCCUUACAGUUACGUAAACAAAAAAAGAACUUUUGUGAUACUGUUGGUGAAUAUAAUGUGAAAAUCUUAUUGAAAUAUGAGUAUUUUGGAAAUACAUAGAUGCACAAACAUCUUUAAAGGUGUGGAUUUAGAGUUUGCUUAUUUAAAUGAAAAUUCAAAAAUUGAGGGCUGGUAUAAUUUUCUCUGCUUUGUUUGGUUUAAUAAACAGAUUUCUGUGUUAAAACAA
This is a messenger RNA of Microcebus murinus (gray mouse lemur), 4524 nucleotides long. RefSeq names its product nucleolar protein 4 (gene NOL4). NCBI's taxonomy places the organism in Eukaryota, Metazoa, Chordata, Mammalia, Primates, Cheirogaleidae. The record is from RefSeq and is a predicted model, not a curated record.